Molecule: messenger RNA, 2382 nt
Organism: Triplophysa dalaica
Lineage: Eukaryota; Metazoa; Chordata; Actinopteri; Cypriniformes; Nemacheilidae
Gene: prdm1c
Product: PR domain containing 1c, with ZNF domain
Exons: 7
Coding region: 119-1960 (613 amino acids)
Biological process (GO): regulation of transcription by RNA polymerase II; cell fate commitment
Cellular component (GO): nucleus; cytoplasm
Molecular function (GO): RNA polymerase II cis-regulatory region sequence-specific DNA binding; DNA-binding transcription factor activity; histone deacetylase binding
Source: RefSeq, a predicted model, not a curated record
UAGAGAGAGAAAGAAGGAGUGAGAGACAGAGCAACAGGAUAACUCUAAACAUCUAAAGACCAGAAAGAAUUACACUCCCCUUGAAGAGGCACUCAAAGUAUCAUACUUUGUUUUAAAAAUGCCAUCUAAAAUCACAGCGAACGAUGGAGUCACCGUACACACGGAGAAGCAUGAGUGGAUCAGAACCAGCAUGCAGGCAUCAUUUCCCAGAAACCUCAGGUUUACAUAUCACAAUCAGAAGGUUGGGGGUGUUUGUACUACAACAGAGAUUCCCGCAGGGACAUGGUUUGGCCCGCUGCAGGGAGAUCGUCUCCAUUCUGAAGACACACCGUUAGACGUCCACGGACAUCACAUCUGGAAGAUCUCAGAGGGGCGUUUACAUCACUUCCUGUUCCAUAAAGAUGAGAGCAGCAGGAACUGGAUGAGCUUUGUCAAAGCUGCCCCGUCUCCUUGGCAACAGAAUCUUGUAGAACGGCAAGUUGGGAUGGAGAUUUACUUCUAUGCAGUAAGACAUCUAAGGCCGGGGGAGGAGCUAUUUGUGGGGCGGAGACUGGAAAACGACAAGCCAAUCACAAGUCUCAUAACUUCCUCUCAGACUUCAGUUUGUGUGGAGAGACAGAAUCCAGUGAAUAAAAGAAAAAGAGGUCAUACCAUCACUGAGAUCCUGGAGUCUGACUACAGUUUUCCCAAUCCACCUCUUCUCAAAGAAACUUACAGCCUCCCAUCUAAACAUGAACCUAAAAGUAGAAAAGCAGAUCUGAUCUCAAUCGGCACGCACCAGAAACCUUCGCUGACCGUAGUCAUGCCUGACAUCUCCAUGACUUUGAGAGGUCUCCCAUACAUGCCUACCAUCCCGCAAUCCCCUCUGCCGAGGCACAUCUCACCUAUCAUUCAAAAUGUGCCAUUGCGCCAGCCGUCACCACACCUAUCCCAUAAUAUUCCCUUUCCACAAAUCCACAUGCAUCCAUGUCUUUUGAGAUUGGCAUCAAAUGAGAGUGACCUUCCGUUAGUUAACAGAAACGACUCCAGAGUUCCUGUGAAGACUGCCAGUACCUCAUCUUUAAAAGAGGACACAAAAGCGGCAUAUAACCGACCCACGACCCCACCUCCAUCUCUUAGCAAUACAGCCAAUCUCUUUCCUGGUUCAUCUGAUGAGGUAAUCAAUGACAUCACCGCCCAGAAAGAUUCACCUGAGGUGGGUGUGGCUACUCCGAGCAUCUCUAGCUCCACCCACCAUGACACCCCAGGCUCCCAUGAUCCAUGUGUGAAACCGGGCCAGACAGUAGGGCAUCAUAACCUACCGUAUCCGUUACAGAGACAGAAUGGAAAGAUCCAGUAUAAAUGCAACGUGUGUGAGAAGGACUUCAGUCAGCUCUCAAAUCUGAAGGUGCACUUGAGAGUUCACAGCGGUGAGAAACCGUACAGGUGUGUUACCUGCAAAAGAAACUUUUCCCAACUAGCUCAUCUUCAGAAACACACACUGGUCCACACAGGAGAAAAACCUCACGAAUGCCAUGUGUGUAACAGGCGCUUCAGCAGCAGCAGUAACCUGAAGACACACCUGCGUCUUCACUCAGGUGAACGGCCGUACGUCUGUAAGCAAUGCCCGGCUCGCUUCACCCAGCACAUCCACCUGCGUCUGCAUAGACGUCUGCACACCUCCCCACGCCCUCACCAGUGUCAGGAAUGCCUGCGCAAGUACACACACCUGUGCAGCCUGCAGAUCCACUCGCAUCAGUUCUGUCCCGACACCAGCACCACAGGCUCCGCCUCUCAGCUGGUCCUAGCCAAUGAAGAGCUCGAGAGCUUCGACGUGAGUGAGGCCGCACAAAACCUUGAGGUUGCCAUGGAGAUGGCAUCCGUACAGAGGAUGUGUCAGUUGAUCUGGGCGCGGGUGCUUGCAGUUCCGUCUUCCCUCCAGCAGGGGGCAGCACAAAAGCGAUGUGAAGAAGGCCUGUGAUGAACAAUGACAAGAUACCGUUCACUUUAUGAAAGAAAUGUCGGUUUGUUAAACGUGAGCAAUAAAUGCAACAGCUGUUUUCGAUAUUUAAAUAUAUUAACUACACUUAAGUAAAUAAUCUGCAUAUAGUUUGCCAGUUUUAUCUCCCUUGAAUGCAGAAUUUCUAUUGCACUGUUCUUUCCUCAGAGUAAAAAUGAGGCUUUUAUUAAAUAUAUCGCAAUAUGAUAUCAUAAGUGUGUGACAUAUCACUUUUUCUUUAAAAUGUAUACAUUUUGAUGAUACUAGUUUUUAUGUUGUAACUAUUAAGGUUUGAAUAACCAUAACUUUUUUGCAUUGUGUUGAAGGGUGUGAUCUCAGGGAUUUGUGUUAUUAUACUGUUAAAUUAUUGGAAAGUGACAAUAAAGCCCUUUUUUAUCAGUGGU